GGAAUAAGAGAGAGAAUCUUGGGUCUUUUAAAACAAAACACACACACACACACACACACACACACACACAGAGGAGAAGGGGGGAGUGAAGGCGAGGUCCCACGAGCACAGAGGAUUGGAUUAAACGCCCAAAUGAUGCUGAAUCUUCACGUGUUUAUCGCAUACAUGAGGAAAUCACGAUUCCCUGCACUUCUCGGCAAACCAGUCCAGAUUCAGGAGUUCAAUCCCACCCUCUUUGCCAUAUCCCAGUGGACCGUUGUGCUCGGACGGCCCCUGGGUAUGAGGUUUAUUUCGGCCUUCGGGUCAGACCGGUCUAUGCUGCCACAAUCCCCCUUCCUCGUUCUUCCAUCCUCGCCACUUCAGGGCAGCAGCAGCCUAGAGGGGCCCGGGAUCCAUGGGGGAGGAGGAGGUGGUUCUGGAGCUGGAACUGUUGGAAUGAGUCCGGGUGGUGUGAUGGGCUUAAGCAGUCAGCAUGGGCAGACACUCCAGGGGCUAAGGGGCCAGGGGGCACAGCUCUAUGGAGCUCAGUUGGGAUCAAGCUGGCAAACACCGCAGAGCUCACUGCACCAGUCAGACAUGAUCUCAUAUUAUGUGCCCACAUUCGGGUCAUCUGGGCAAGGCAGCGGUGUACCAGGUGGUUCAGGUGGUGGACCAGGUUCUGGAGGCGGGGCUCGAAGUGGUGGCGGUGGGCCAGGAAGCCCAUCUGGGGGAUCGACUUCGGGGCUCGGUAUCCCAUCGCUUGGAGGUCUGGGAUUCUCACCACUGCCCUCCCUGUCUGCCCCAGUUCCAGUGAGUGGACCGACCGGACCUAGCCCUGCAGAAGUGACGCUCCGAUUGUUUCCUGAGGCAGGGGGCCGACCUGGUGGGGGAGGCAUUCCUCAAUCUCCCUCACCACAAAGCCAUUUGCAGCAGCAACAAGACACACCUGUGGGCAUUAGUUGCCGCAGCCCGGGUAUGGGGAUGGGACCUGCACAUUCUCGCGGUUCGUCAGGGAUACCCCCCCACAUGGGGGCUGGUGAUAGAAUGGGCGGUGAAUCCACUCCCCCGGCCUCCCCUGGCCUUCAGCAGCUCCAUGUUCUGUCCCCGAUGGUGAGGGUGGGAGACCCUGGUGCUGUUGCUGGCGGGAGUAGCUACAACUGGUCACGGGUGUUCGAUCUGCCCAAGUACUGGACGGGCGAGGGAAAUGUGGUGAGUUUGUCGGAAGGGCAUACUGAGAAGGGUUUGGAUCUGACAGUGAUAGUUAAGGGGGAAGAGGAUGAGGUGGAACAACAACAACAACAUCAACAACAGCAGCAGCCUCCACAACAACCACAACACCCACAACAAGCACACCAACAGCAACAGGGAGCAAAAAGGCUGAGUGCAGUUCUGGGGAUGGAGCCAGGGUUGGGGAGGAUGAGGGGGGAGCGGGAGUCAGACAGGGGUCGUGGGGAUGCCAGACAGAUGCCAUUCAGCGGGGUUGGAUUGGGCGGCCAGGGGUACUUCGGGUCCGGGGGACGGGAGGGCCAGUGCCGCAGAGGGGAAUCUGCUUCCAGUCAACUGGCAAGUGGUAGCCCCGGCUCAGGCUCAGGGGGCAUGAUGAUGCCCAUGUCCAUUUAUUCACCUGCAGCGCAGUCACCUGGUGGUAGUUUCAGCUCUGUUGGUGCGGGUGCACAGCCUGGAGGUGGGGGCCACGACAGCCCAGUUGGCCCCAGUGCAGGGGGAUUUUCAGGGCAUGUGCGAGAGCUCUAUCCUCCAAACACGGGAGAGAGGACCCUGGGGAGCUUUCUGCCGCAGCAGCCGGAGCAACGGAGCGUCCUGGAUGCAGGAGGGCUGGGAAUGGGCAAUCUCUGGAUGGGUAGUUCAGGGCUCAGGUUUCCCCAAGGGCCGAUUGGACGAAGCAGGACGUUGCUGGAGGUGGACGUGAAGGCCCGACUGGGCAUUGCAACAGGGGAAGAAACGGCGACAAGGUCGCCGCAGCUGGGAAUAGGACCCAGAGCACAGCUGGGAAUGACUGGGGAAAGAGAAGGGCCGGGAGCUGCUGCUGCUUUGUUGACGGGACUCUUGAGCCAGUCAUCUCGUGAGGAGGAAGAAGGGCCAAGGGAGCACACAAUAUGGCAGCUGGAGGGGAUGAUGGGGGCAGGCGCAGGAGUGUUAGGGAGUGGAGGGGAGAAGAAGAGGCCCAGAGAGAUAGAUGUGGAAGAGGGGUCAAGCUCAUUGGGUGGUGGGCCUCUGGGCAGUGUUGUUGAAGUUCCUCAUGGAGGUGGAGCCAUGGAAGGAGGUGGUCAGAUGGGACCAGUGGGAACCGGCGGUCCAGGUAUGGCCCCUCAAGGAGAGGUGCAAACGGUCCAAGAAGUGCCCAAGAGAAGAGCUAAACGAGGCCAGGCAACAGAUCCCCACAGUAUAGCAGAGAGGAUACGACGGGAGCGGAUUAGUGAACGACUACGAAAAUUGCAUGAGCUCCUGCCGAUUUCAGAUAAGGUUGAUACUGCAACCAUGCUCGAUGAAGCUAUCCAAUAUGUCAGGCGGUUGCAAGGGCAAGUGCAAGUAAGUCCUCUCAAUGGCCUGAUCCCAGAGGAGACCAUUGUUCCCUCUUCAAGCAACAAAAGCAAUUCUAAUGUACUAAGAAUUGCGGAGAACUAUUCAUCCAAGUUCCAGAUUUCCUAUUCCUUAGCACUGAUGUAUGAUGAAAUUUGCGACAAAGUCAGCACUUAAACCCAAACCAUGCCGUCUGAAGCUAAAUUGAUGAACCGAAAUAUGCAUUUUGCCAAGCCUAAAAGUGACCAGUACCGGGCAUCGAAAAAAUCAAGGCCAUACUCAUAC
Molecule: messenger RNA, 2802 nt
Organism: Chara braunii
Lineage: Eukaryota; Viridiplantae; Streptophyta; Charophyceae; Charales; Characeae
Source: the annotation of a GenBank genome assembly